Vicugna pacos (alpaca) is the source of this 4927-nucleotide messenger RNA. It is a transcript of the gene LNPK, whose product is annotated as lunapark, ER junction formation factor. NCBI's taxonomy places the organism in Eukaryota, Metazoa, Chordata, Mammalia, Artiodactyla, Camelidae. The record is from RefSeq and is a predicted model, not a curated record. Gene Ontology annotation, cellular component: endoplasmic reticulum tubular network. Gene Ontology annotation, biological process: endoplasmic reticulum tubular network organization.
GCGGCGGGAGCGCGGGGUUUGAUGGGAAGGAGUUGGCCGGGCCCAUCGCUCUGUCAGUGGCGGCUGCUGCCUGGACCGGAGGUGGUCUGCGCGGUGGCGGCCGAAGCUGGCAGCGGUGGACGCCAGCGCCGGGCUUUGCCCGCUUCUUGAAGCUGUGAAUUCCUUUGGACAGUUGAUGGUAUUUAUCGUUGUGCCCAGUUUCUACAAAUAAAAAAUGGGUGGAUUAUUUUCUCGAUGGAGGACAAAACCUUCGACUGUAGAAGUUCUGGAAAAUAUAGAUAAGGAAAUUCAAGCAUUGGAAGAAUUUAGGGAAAAAAAUCAGAGAUUACAGAAAUUAUGGGUCGGAAGAUUAAUUCUCUAUUCUUCAAUUCUCUAUCUGUUCACAUGUUUAAUUGUAUACUUAUGGUAUCUUCCUGAUGAAUUUACAGCAAGACUUGCCAUGACACUCCCAUUUUUUGCUUUCCCAUUGAUCAUCUGGAGCAUAAGAACAGUGCUUAUUUUCUUCUUUUCCAAGAGAACAGAAAGAAAUAAUGAAGCAUUGGAUGAUUUAAAAUCACAGAAGAAAAAAAUAUUUUGUUUGCAGCUUGAAGAGGUCAUGGAAAAAGAAACAUACAAAACGGCUAAAUUAAUUCUUGAAAGGUUUGAUCCAGACUCAAAGAAAGCAAAGGAGUUUGAGCCGCCAUCUGCUGGAGCAACUGUAACUGCAAGACCUGGACAAGAGAUUCGUCAGCGAACUGCAGCUCAAAGAAACCUUUCUCCAGCACCAGCAAGCUCUAGCCAGGGCCCUCCUCCGCUAGUUCCAGUGUCUCCUGGACCACCAAAGGACACUUCAGCCCCUGGUGGACCCCCAGAAAGAACUGUUACUCCAGCCCUAUCUUCAAAUGUGUUACCAAGACGUCUUGGAUCUCCUGCUACUUCAGUGCCUGGAAUGGGUCUUCAUCCUCCAGGCCCACCUUUAGCAAGACCCAUUCUGCCCCGAGAACGAGGUGCUCUGGAUAGAAUUGUUGAAUAUUUAGUUGGUGAUGGUCCACAAAACAGGUAUGCCCUUAUAUGUCAGCAAUGUUUUUCUCACAAUGGCAUGGCUUUGAAAGAAGAAUUUGAAUACAUUGCUUUUCGUUGUGCCUACUGUUUUUUCUUGAAUCCUGCAAGAAAGACCAGGCCCCAGGCUCCAAGACUUCCAGAGUUUAGUUUUGAGAAGAGGCAGGCAGUGGAAGGUUCAAGUUCAGUUGGUUCCUUGCCCUCAGAAAGUGUGAUUUCAUCAGAGAACCAGAUCAGUGAAGAAUCUUUAGAAGAACACGAUGUUCUUGAUAACAGUACAGAGCAGACAGAUGAUAAAACACCAGAUACAGAGCAGACCAAAGAAGUGAUUGAACAAGCACCUGGCACAGAGGAACCAGAGGAGAAGCAAGAAGAGACUGAGAAGGAGGAAACCUCAAUGAGUGAAGCCAAAUCAGCAGUUCCCAGAGCUGAUGCUAUUCCUAAUCCUGAACUAAGUGGAGAACCUUUGACAGUGUAGUAAAUGCUUCCACGUGCCUUCAACUGGAUAUCUGUAGUCUUGUUGAUGCCAGUUAUUGCUUUUUUAGGUGCUGCUUUUUUUUCCCCCCUCAAAAGACAUGCUCGAUAUCAUUUGAAUUUAGAUUGCCUAGUUAUUUCAGUAUGUCGAAGUUAUGUCUACAGGGUACUAAAAUUAAAAGCAAGUGGUGUCAGUAAAGUAAGAUCCUUCUGAAUGUACAAAAACUGACACUGUUUAGACAGCUUUUAGGUUUUUUUUCAUUCUAACAUUAAACAAAUAUGAUAGGAGUUUUAUUUUCUAGUUGUGACCUGUAAAUACUAUCCAUUUUGACAUAGGAAGAACUUUUAGUUAGGAAUAAGUUCUAAAAGUGUUUGUUUUAAGGAAUGAAACUCAAUUAAGAUUUUUUAAUACUUCAUAAUUAAAAUGGAUAGAAUUUUAACUCUUGAGAUAUUUGCCAGGGGGUGAAAUGUCUAUUUAGGCAUUUACAUUAAGAGGUAUGAAAGUUAUUGCAGUAACAAUAUAGGCAUGGACAUGAAUCCUCAUUAAGAAUAAAGUUGAACAGUCAAGUGCAGUGUUACUUUUGGAUGUUUCUUAUUUUGCAGCUGGGCCAGAGGUACCUGAUGUAUAUAAUUAGCUUAUGUUUACAUAUUAACAUAUAGGAAAUAUCUCUGCACUUGACUGUACUUGCAUUUUGAAUGUUAUUUAUAUUUGUAAAAUAAUGAUAUUAUAAGUGAAUUUGUGCUCUUGUGUGUAUUUUGUUAAGGAAAAUAAAGAUAUCUGGCAGCAGUUUCUUUUUGUUAAAUAUCAAGCCUCCUUCAGACAACAUCUUGGGUGGAUGCUUGGCUACCUGAAAAGUCUUAGUAGGAAGAGCUCACCAUUCAAUAAGCCUAUACACUCUACUGAGAUCAAAUUAUGAUCUUUUUAUUUAGAUUUGUUGCCUUUCAAAUUCAGAGAAAUAGUGACAUUUAGAGGUUCUAAUUAGAGAUUAGAUUUUUCUGAUUCAAGAAAAACUUAGGCCAUUUGUAGUUUUUUAUUUCGAGAGACAUAGUUUUGUGAGAAUAAGCAGUUAGUUACUGGUUGUUCAUUGAAUUUAAUUUGUAUUAAGGAUUAACUGGGAAAUUUUUUUGACCCAGAAUGAUAAUUCUUGGACGUUAAGUACACUGUUACCUUUUCUAUCUUCCUUUUAUCUCUCUUCUCUAUUAUUAAAAAGAAAAUUGUAAUCAAGUUAUUAUGCCAGAGGGACAAUACCAUUUGUUAUCAUUUAAAAAUUCUUCUUUAUGCUUUAAUAUCUUAUAUCUGAUAGAUAUUUUUAAGGAGCCCAGUCUGUUAAUGGUCUUAGGCGUAAUGGUAUAGCGACCAGAGUUUUCAAGAUUACCGAACUGGGCUUAAAUUCCAGCUCUGCGGUCUUGAGCAAGUCACCUGACCUCUCUGAGACUAUUUUCUUCAUCUGUAAAAUUGGAAGAAUCACACCUACUUUUGUGGGUAUGGGUAAAAUUAAAAAUAACUUAUGUAGUGUGAUUAGCUCAUUGCCUGAUAAUUAAUAGAUAAACGGUAAAUGGUAGCAUUUUAUACUAUUAAUAUCUUUGUGAAAUAUGAAAGGGCUGUAUAUCCUUCCUCUUGCAGGUAAGGAAAUGAAAAAACAAUAUGAACAUAUAAUUCAGCUGUUCAGAAUCAAGCCAAAGUUUUCUUCAUCAACUUUUCUUUAUCAUAUACAUGUAUAUAAAUGCAUGAAUUAAGGAAAUAGGAAGCUGAAACUAUGGAAUAUAAUCCUACUGAAUAUAGUAUUUUUUUAUGAAGCCUGAUAUCAGGGUUUUUGUGCAUUAUUGGACCAUACUAUUUUAGGAACACCUUGCUGAGUUUUCUUAUUAAAAAACAUUCAAAGUCAGAUGUACAUCAGUGGAAAAUUAGGAAUACCUCAGAGAAAUAUAAUUUGUUGAUAAAAUCAAGCAUAUAUUAUGAGAAAUAUCUUUGAAAGAAAUACAGAAGAUGGUUAAAAGGAGAAUUAGUAAAAUUAAUGCAACAGGUAACAUGCUGUAAUCAUAAAGUACCCUUUAAAAUAGAAAGCUUUAUUCUGAUAUUGUAAUAAACAGCUAAUGGUUGAAAGAAUUGUAAAAUGUCCUAUUUCUGAUUAAGACUAGUAUAAGUGAGAAAAAGCAAACUUAAUGCUAAGGGCUAUUAGCUAGAGAGAUCUUAAUUUCCCUACUUACUAAUAUUCAACAGGUCAUUAUCUAAAUUUUCUCGCUAUACCCUUAGCAUAAUCUACAGACAAGGUCUGGCUUCUCUCUCCAUCCCUCUUCCACAUAGCCUCAGGGCCUCUGAAUUCUCUGACUGUCUUAUUUACCCCUGUAUCUCCAGGGCCUAGCACAGUGCUCCACACAUAUUUAUUACAUGAAUGAAUAACUUUGUUGCUAAAUGCAGUGAAAACUGUCAGUUUUAACUUAUUCCACUGUCCGACAGUAUUGAGUAGUCCCUUUAGUUUGAAACAGUUUUUUUUCUUUUAGCUUUUGAGUUCUCACACUACUGUUCUCUUGCUCCUGUGGCCAAUCUCUGUCAUUUUCAGACUUCUCUUCCCCUGCCCAUCCUUUAAAUGUUGGUGUUCCAUAGCUUCUACUAUGUCAGCAUUUCUUCCCUCCAUGUAUUCUCUCUAGGGCUCUCAUCAACCCCCCUGGAUUUAAUUACCAUCUAUCUCUCUGAUUGUCGGAUCGCUACUGAUCUCUUUCCUUCACUUCAGAGUGAUAUUUCACCUACCUGCUGGAAUGUCUGUCCCAAUCAGUUUAUUUUAAAAUGAACACUAUUUUCUGCUUCAAACAUCCAGAACUUUCAAACUUUCUGUGUUUCUAAUCUCAUCAAAUAGUGCUACUAUUCAAGCCAGAAACUAUAGUAGAGUCUAUCCACUCAUCCCUUUCCCCUUUUUCUGUCUUAACUGUCAGUUUCCAUCUCCUAAACAUCUUCCAGUUAUACUCUCAUUUCUCCAUCCCACUAACGUUAAUGGUAAUAAACAUUUGCAUUCUUUCUCUGUGCCAGGCAAUAUGCUAACUGUUGUAUGAGUAUUAUUUUAUUUGUUCUUUGGCAACAGCCCUGUGAGGAAUUUUUUUUCUCUGGAGUAUAGAUGAGAAAACAGGUGUAGUGAGUAAGCAACUUGGCAAAUGAAAAAGCUGGGAUUUGAAUACAGGCAAAUGACUUCAGAAAUCUUGCUCUUAGUUACUUUUGUACUGCCUUCUAAUUCAGGCCUGUAUCAUCUCAAAUUUGUCUCUUAACUGAUUUCUUUGUCUCCAGUCUUGCCCAUGGCUGUUUAUUCUGUGCAUUGUAGCCUGAAAGAGUUUUUACAAUUGGAAAACAAAUCGUGUCAUGCUGUUACUUAAACCCUUUGAUCAUUACUCACUGUUCUUGGAAUAAAGUCCAAACUUACCCUUA